Messenger RNA from Ambispora gerdemannii, 444 nucleotides. The record is from the annotation of a GenBank genome assembly. NCBI's taxonomy places the organism in Eukaryota, Fungi, Glomeromycota, Glomeromycetes, Archaeosporales, Ambisporaceae.
AUGAAAUUCACAACGACUUUUUUACUUGUCGUAGGCAUAAUAUCUAGUGCAGUCAAUGCAAACAUUGCUCUCACUUCUCCUUAUACUUCUAUUACAUGGCAAGCGAACAAAAAAUACGUGGUAACAUGGGAAGACAAUGGACAAGAGCCAUUACUUAAAAAAUUGGGUACGGUCAAUGUUGAUUUGGUCACUGGAUCUGACGGAAAUUAUAUUUUAGUAAAAAACAUCGCAAAUGUGAAAGCUACUCAAAAGAAGACUCCAAGCUGGGAAGUUCCAAAAGAAUUAGGACCUCCAGGAGCUUAUUAUUUUAUUAGAACUACGUCGGGUGAUAAUUUAUCUUUCUCUGGAAAAUUCGAUAUUCAAGGAAUCACAGGAACUAUUCCAGGAUUUACUCCUACAGACACCACAAACAGCUUUGUUAGUAUCGCGUUACAGUAUUUAUAG